CUCUAUUUAGAAUUAGAAUUAGGAUUCAGAAUCACAAAGCGUAGUAAUUUUUAUUUGUAUCAUGAGCUCAUAAUUUUUUUUUUUGAUUCCAUCUCUUAAAUCAAAAACAACUUCGAAACACACAGACCUUUUCAUAUCUCUUUAUAAAGCUCGGGUCCCUUAAGUGUUACAUCGGAAGAGAUUGAACCUAGCUCUUACAGAAGAGUCUUCCUUCACUGUCGGACUAUCCCCUUGACAAUGAAGAAGUUUCAAAAGAAUGGCCUCCUCUCGUUCUUUUGCCUCCUCCUUAUACUUCCAGCCUUUGUUUCCGCAGAGUGUACGUGCGAAGCCGAAGAUGAAGGUGGUAACAAAAGUGAAGCCUUAAAAUACAAACUUGGUGCAAUCGCUUCCAUACUGGUGGCUGGUGCAGUCGGCGUUUGUAUCCCAAUUCUAGGGAAGACGAUUCCGGCUUUACAACCGGAAAAGAAUAUCUUCUUCAUCAUCAAAGCCUUCGCAGCCGGCGUCAUAUUGGCCACCGGAUUCAUCCACGUGCUUCCGGAUGCUUUUGAAAACUUGACGUCGCCCUGCCUGAAAGAUAACCCUUGGGGGAAGUUUCCCUUUACUGGAUUCGUGGCCAUGAUGGCCGCCAUUGGAACUUUGAUGGUGGAUUCCAUUGCAACUUCUUACUUCAACAGGUCUCACUUCAAAAAUGCUCAGAAUCAGGUUAAUGGAGAUGAAGAGAAAGAUGGUGAGCAUGAAGGUCACGUACAUGUUCAUACACAUGGGACUCAUGGCCAUUCUCAUGGUUCACUUGAUACCAAUUCCGCCGAGUCACAACUUCUUCGGCACAGAGUAAUCUCAAAGGUUUUGGAGUUGGGAAUUGUGGUGCACUCGGUGAUUAUUGGAAUUUCGUUAGGUGCUUCUGAAAGUCCCGAAACAAUUCGACCUCUUGUUGCGGCUUUAACAUUCCACCAAUUUUUUGAAGGCAUGGGACUUGGUGGUUGCAUAGCUCAGGCGAGAGAGUCACGAUUGACAACUAUAAUCAUGGUGUUGUUCUUCUCGCUUACAACUCCCGUCGGAAUCGGGAUUGGUAUUGGAAUAUCAAGCAUUUACGAGGAAAACAGUCCAACCGCUCUCAUACUUGAAGGGCUUUUUAAUGCAGCAUCAGCCGGAAUCUUAAUCUACAUGUCUCUGGUUGAUCUCCUAGCGGCUGAUUUUAUGAACCCGAAAAUGCAGAAGAAUGUAAAGCUUCAAGUUGGGGCUAAUGUAUCACUUCUCUUUGGAGCUGGUUGCAUGUCUCUUAUUGCCAAAUGGGCAUAACUGGAACACCGUCAAUCAUUUUUGUUCAGUUAAAUUUCUUGCUAGAAUAGGGACUAUUGCUUUUGUUUUGUCAACUUUUUCCGCACCGCUUUAAAUUGUUUCUCCUCCAUGGUUUCGCCACAGAGCCAUACAUUUGGGAAGCACUUCAAAUUUUGUAACUGUCUGUGUGAAAAAAAUGAAACAUACUUUUACCGUA
Argentina anserina (silverweed cinquefoil) is the source of this 1495-nucleotide messenger RNA. RefSeq names its product zinc transporter 1-like. The transcript has 3 exons. Gene Ontology annotation, biological process: zinc ion transmembrane transport. NCBI's taxonomy places the organism in Eukaryota, Viridiplantae, Streptophyta, Magnoliopsida, Rosales, Rosaceae. Bases 238 to 1299 code for a protein of 353 amino acids. Gene Ontology annotation, molecular function: zinc ion transmembrane transporter activity. The record is from RefSeq and is a predicted model, not a curated record. Gene Ontology annotation, cellular component: plasma membrane.